UUACUGUAAUAUAUAUAUAUAUAUAUAUGUAUGUAUGUUUAUGCUUUUACUUAAAAGCAAAUUCAGCCUUAAUCCACUCUUCACGUUUCAUUGCUUCCAUUUCCACCCUUUUUUUCAGUGGGGAUUUCAACCGUUGAGGGAGUCCCUUCUACUUUUCCCCUUUUCUUUGAUUCUUCCUUUAUUAACCUUCAUUUUUUCGAGGACGAACAGCUACCUAAUGGGUUCAUCCACAAAUGCUCCAAAAAUGGUCAUCCUGCUCUAUCUCUGUCUUCUUCUUCUUGCAGUAAUACGUUCAUCUGUUUCUUCCAAGUUGUAUGUGGUGUAUAUGGGCAGCAGAGGCCGAGAUGGACCUGACGAGAUUUUGAGGCAAAACCAUCAAAUGCUUACUGCUCUUCACAGGGGGAGUGUCGAGCAGGCCAGGGCUUCUCAUGUAUACAGCUACAGGCAUGGUUUCAGAGGAUUUGCUGCCAUGUUGGAUGAAGAUCAAGCUGCUGAAGUGGCAGGAAUGCCGGGAGUUGUAUCGGUUUUUCCCAAUACCAGAAGGAAACUUCACACCACUCAUUCUUGGGACUUCAUGGGCCUUGUCGACGACGAAACUAUGGAGAUCCCUGGUUUUUCCACCAAGAACCAAAUUAAUGUCGUCAUUGGUUUUAUCGACACAGGAAUUUGGCCGGAGUCCCCAAGUUUUAGCGACGUGGGAAUGCCUCCUGUUCCAGAAGGAUGGAAGGGAGAGUGCCAGCCCGGGGAAGCAUACAACAUUUCGACAUGUAACAGGAAAGUGAUUGGAGCAAGAUACUAUCUAAGCGGGUAUCAAGCCGAAGAAGCUGAGAAGAUUGUGUCUUAUAAGUCUGCUAGGGACAGUGUUGGCCAUGGGAGUCAUACAGCUUCGACUGCUGCUGGUCGUUAUGUCGACAACAUGAAUUACAACGGUUUGGCUGCUGGUGGUGCUAGAGGAGGAGCACCUAUGGCUAGGAUUGCCGUGUACAAAACAUGCUGGAGCUCUGCUUGCUACGAUGUCGACCUUCUGGCUGCAUUUGACGACGCCAUUCGAGACAGGGUGCAUAUUAUAUCGGUGUCUUUGGGUGGUGAUUCUCCGCAAGGCGAUUAUUUUAGCGAUGCCAUCUCCAUCGGAUCUUUCCAUGCCGUUAGCCGUGGAAUUGUUGUCGUUGCAUCUGUUGGAAAUGAAGGGACUUCUGGAUCGGCGACGAAUCUUGCUCCUUGGAUAAUAACUGUGGGAGCUAGCUCAACUGAUCGAGAUUUUACAUCCGACAUCAUUCUUGCAAAUCGAACACACAUUUCGGGUGAAAGUCUAAGUUCGUCGAAGAUGAAUGCUGCGGCUAGGAUCAUAUCCGCAUCCGAAGCAUAUGCAGGCUACUUUACGCCGUAUCAAUCCAGUUUCUGUCUCGAGAGUUCUCUGAAUAGCACAAAGGCUAAAGGUAAAGUUCUAGUUUGCCGGCAUGCUGGGAGCUCGAUGGAGUCGAAGCUUGCCAAAGGCGCAGUAGUUAAAGAAGCCGGCGGGGUUGGAAUGAUUCUCAUCGAUGAAGCAGACAGAGAUGUCGCCAUUCCUUUCGCGAUCCCAGCAGCUGUUGUUGGGAAAACGGUGGGCAAGAAAAUCUUAGCUUACGUGAAUUCUUCGAGAAAUCCCAUGUCGAGAAUUCUGUCUGCCAAGACAGUUUUAGGAUCGAGAGCUGCCCCUCGCGUGCCAUCGUUUUCUUCAAAAGGUCCCAACAUGUUGACGCCCGAAAUUCUUAAGCCAGACUUAAUAGCUCCCGGGCUGAAUAUCCUGGCGGCGUGGUCACCUGCAACCGCUAACCGGAAUUUCAACGUACUUUCGGGGACAUCCAUGGCAUGUCCUCACGUGACAGGGAUUGUCGCCUUGAUUAAGUCCGUGCACCCUUCCUGGUCCCCGUCGGCGAUCAAAUCCGCCAUGAUGACGACAGCUUCGACGCUGGACAAGCAGCGACAACCAAUCACAGCAGGUCCCGGCGCGCGAAAGGCAGACCCGUUCGACAUGGGCGCCGGGUUUGUGAACCCAAGGCAAGUCCUCGACCCCGGUCUAGUAUACGAUGCAACACCCGGAGACUACAUAGCGUUUCUGUGUUGGGUCGGGUACACAGACAAAUCUCUACGGCUGAUCACGAGAGACAACAGCACGUGCGAGCGAGCAUUGUCGACAGCAUCUGGACUCAACUACCCCUCCAUUACGGUCCCUAAUCUUAAAGAGUCGUUUACAGUCUCGCGGACGGUCACAAACGUGGGGAGGCCGCGGAGUGUGUACAGAGCAGCAGUUUUUCCUCCGCCGGGUGUUAAUGUUAGGGUCGUACCUAGAAGACUCGCCUUUGUUCGAUAUGGUCAGAAGAUGAACUUCACCGUAAUCUUGGAGGCGACUACAGCUGCUGCUGCGUUGAAGGGUGAGUAUGUUUUCGGGUCUUUGUCGUGGAGGAACAAGCAGGUGUGGGUGAGCAGUCCGUUGGUUGUCCGGAAAACGGUUUCGAGGAAGUCGGGAUUGCGGCGAUUGUAAGGGGUACAGACAGACAGUUUUGUGCUGUGCUUUGCUGCUGGAGAAGUGAGGAUAGAACAGCUGCUGUGCUGAUGUUAGUUUUCUCUUGGAUUUGAUGUUUUUUGUCACACAAGUUGUUACACAUAAGUUGUUGUUGUAGGUAUGUUGGUUGGUCCUUAGAACAGACAAAACGGAUUCAUGUAAUAUUAACUUCUUUGAGAAUCAAUUAUCAUAUACUCCCUCGUGUCA
Andrographis paniculata is the source of this 2749-nucleotide messenger RNA. Its product is annotated as subtilisin-like serine-protease S. NCBI's taxonomy places the organism in Eukaryota, Viridiplantae, Streptophyta, Magnoliopsida, Lamiales, Acanthaceae. Gene Ontology annotation, molecular function: serine-type endopeptidase activity. Gene Ontology annotation, biological process: proteolysis. The coding region runs from base 35 to 2521 and encodes 828 amino acids. The record is from RefSeq and is a predicted model, not a curated record. The transcript is spliced from 11 exons.